Molecule: messenger RNA, 936 nt
Organism: Seminavis robusta
Lineage: Eukaryota; Bacillariophyta; Bacillariophyceae; Naviculales; Naviculaceae
Source: the annotation of a GenBank genome assembly
CAGAGAUCUUUAAAAGAGGACAAGAGUUCCUGGCUCGGUACCGGUUUUGUCUCGAUGUUUCGGUAGAUGAGGUUCCAAUGGAGACACGCCAUGUGAUCUUGUGGAUGACGGUGGGGUAUGUGCUGGUAUUGGCGAGUCUCCUACAGUCUUCUGAGAGUCUUGGUAUUGGUCGAGACCUGCUCCAAUCCGUUGUGGGGACGUUGGAUAUGAUUCAAAUCAAGGUCGAGCAAGAAGAAGAUGACGAAUAUAGGGAUGAUGACAACGACGAUGAAGAUGAGGAAGAACAGAGUGAUCAGCACUAGCAUCGAUGAUAAAAAUCGAAGAAGUGUGAUUGAGGCGACCCAGAACGUUCUCUCUAAUCACCGAAAUUCAUGGAGGACAGAAAACGCAAGGUAACUAAUCUUGAAGGUGCCUGCUUAGCUAUGCAGUGCUUGCCAGCACAAACAGCUCAUGCCGAUGAAGACAAGUUUUGAUGACAGUACCUCUGAAGCCCUCCCGGUGGUGAAAUCGAAUAAGUUGUAUUAGAAGAGAAGACAGGCUUGGAGUGUCAGGCAAUGGAUGGGCAUGCUUUAUGAUAUUUUGUACGGCACCGCACCAUCUCUAGUGAUCCCGUUGAUCACACAGGUUCCUCCAUCAAACUUGAUCAAACUUUCCGCCGGGCAAGCCAUUGAUCAAUACGAAAUGGGGCGCCAGAGCUACCAAAAGAGGGGUGGUAAGUUUGCGCCAUCCCGAAGCAGACUCCACAAAUAGUGGUGCUGUAGUCUAAAUUGGACAUUGGCUACUAUAUUAGGUAGAGGGAUACAUUUGAUUACAGUUAUUGGGUAGCAACGUGUUAGUCCCUACAAGUAGCUCUACAAGUAGGAUUGCAUCGUUUCUAAUUAUGUGCAAGGCAAAAACAUGCAAUUGAAGAGCAAUUUUUCCGCCAUCAGUUCGGGC